GCCCGUUUAGCGUACAAUGUGUCAGUUAGAACACUUCUGUUCAGUGUUUUUGGAGAGCGAACUAUUGUAACUGAGGAUGCUUAGAGAUACUUUGUGCUUGAGCGUCGUUGUCCGAAUGAUUGCUGACAACCAGUGACAACACCAUAUUAAUUAUAAUGAGGUUCAAUAUAGUUAGUGUCACCUUCAUGAAAUAUCGACUUCGGUGGCUUAAACAACAUCACAGCCUCUCUCGGUUCAUGAAGUAUUUUCCGAUGCUGGAACUGGGUGGAAAAAGCGGAGAGGUGAUCAGUUUAUGAAAUGGCUCCGUAAUAUGUAUCCAAGGAAGCGGUGUAGAACAAAUUCCUGUAGGUCUAUUACGACUUCCCGGUUUGUGUCUUGGAGAUGGUACAACUCAAUUGCUUUAGAUAUUGUCAGACAUGGUUCAGAUUAGAAGAAGCCAGUGGCGAUCUUGUUGUAGUUCUCUUUUACAUCCCUCACAAAAGUGAGAGGAACUACCUUAUCUGAAAUAAGUAGUUCUUUGUCUUCUUCCUAUUUGAACUGUAUCUUCGAAUACACACUAUUCUUUUUCACUUUUCUUCUUGUUCUUGGUUGUGCUUCUUUUUUCUCUUUUACUUUGCAUGGAGCGAAAUAUUUCACUGCCCAUUUGCAUCAAAUUUUAUGUUGAACAUAAUAAUGAAAUCCAUAUAUUCACUAUGUGUUUUGCGUAUUUCGUUCCUAUUUAUAAGAAAUUCUUAUCGUUAGUAUCUUAUGGGUACCCAAUAAACUACUGAAAUAAUUUCAACUUAUGUAGAAGUCAAAAGCAUCAGUCAUCUUGUUCUGCUUAUGUUACCAGUUGAAAUAAUUUAUUCACGCUCCUGUCAUCUGUUUACUCUAAUGUGAGGCUGAAUUUAUUUGAACAUAUACUAUGUUUCGGAAGACAGUUUUGUUAGAUAAUUAUUAUUUGGUCGGUUGACUGAAACGAAACGCAGUUCUAUGACCAUGAGGUUUUCUGUCCUCUUCUUUAAUUAACUUUGUUUUUUUGCCAUUUUUCCUAUCUUCAUCCUAAACUACAAUAUUUUGUCAAGUCUACUCACUACUUUAGUACUAUGCAUAUAUUGACCAAUAUUCAGUGUUUAUUGUGACACGAAAAUUUAGGAGUUACUUCCUUUUUUAUCUUAACAGUCUUGUGUAUGACCAUACUAAAAUUUUCGAUUUUAAUCUGCUUUCAGUUCGUAAUUUCUGAUCGCGUUGUUCAUACAUUUAAAUUUUUCGCGUGGGUGUUAAACAUCUCCCUAUACGUGGCUAUUACUGUCUGUUUCAUACUCAUCUGAGGCAAAUUUAAACCAAUCAUACUUCGUAUUGUUAUACGGUCAUGUGGUUGUCAUAGUAACAGAUUGGUGAUUAUUUGGGAAACCACCGUAGGAAUGUAUUAAACUGUUGUCAUAGACAGGCAUGAGCAUUGUAAAUCGAUAAAAUUCCUUAGUCUUUGUCACUGUUUCUCUCACUAUUGCAUAUGUCUAGAGAACAUUUUCUGUAUCUCAUGCAAUCCGCGAAACACCUUCAUAAAAUUUGUUGUGGAAACAGUAGUAACAUUUAUUAGUAAUUUAAACCAAAGGGUUACAAAAAACCAGUGGAUUAUUUCUGUUUAUUGCACUGAUGGAUUCUUGAAAACCCAUCUCAUCAGGCUUUGAACACGGUGAAGAGCGGAAACAAAUCAGAUCUAGGUUAAACAAAAGUAUGAGAAACGAUCAUGAGCAGUGGUUGGCAACGAAAGCAAAAGAAAUGGAAAAGGCAGCGGUUGUAGGCGACACCAGGCAACUGUUCAGACUAAUAAAAGAAACCGGAAUUAAAAAGUCAAGUGUAAACGAGACAAUCUCGGAAAAAGAUGAGACUCUCAUCUGCUCUCAGCCCAAACGUUUGGAACGAUAGGCGGCACACUUUGGAGAACAGUUUAGCUGUAGACAGACGCAUUCCAUAUGAGAACCGGUUCCAGACAAGGCUUUCUACUCUACACCCUUUCUCUUUCAUCUGCUGGUUGACUGGAUUAUGAAGAGGUCGACAUCUGAGGGGAAGCGCGGGACACAGUGGAAAACGUGUCUGAAUUUUCUAAGCAUAACUGUAGACGUCCCAUCGUAAUCAAUAAGAUAUUAGCUUUAUGAUUUUGUUAGUUUAUCGACUGCCAGUAUUUAUAUACGGUAGAGCUGACAUUGGUUCGACAUUAAGACAUGUCUCAGGGCUGUAUUGAGAUAACUAUGUACUUCAGCCACUUGAAAUUCAUUUGCAUACACAUUUAGACAAACCUGUGUAAAUCAAAUUCGUACCAGGUUUUCGCACACAACAACAGUUGACAUAUCAGCCACGAUUGUUAUUAAUACGUCAAUUACUCAGUAACGAAAUCUCAGUUUUCCAUUAGAGCUGAGAUCGGUCAAGAGGUAGUAUGUGUGAAGGUACAUCAACUGUAACCGAUUAUUGAUGUUAUGAAAUGUCAUUUGGUUUGACUGAAAGGUUGUACUGGAACAUCUGUUAUGCAUCAUACUGACUGCUUUUGAACUUUGAUAUGACAUAAACAUAGCUCAAAUAUUUCAAGAUAUUUGUUGAAAGUGCUUAUUUGAUGACAUUUGUGGUCUAUAGUUUUUUAAGUUUGUGUUAUGAAUACCUCGGUGGAGAAAGUUGCAUCCUGUCUGAAAUUCGCGGUCGCGAGUUACCACGAUCAUGGGGAUAUUGUACUUGUUGUUUUUAUAAUCAAACGUAUACAAUUGAAUUUCUACGAUUUUGCAAACAGGCUACUUUACAGUUUUGUGUGAUUAAACCGUUGACAUCGAUUGUAACUAUUAUUCUACAAGCAAUUGGCAUAUAUAAACAUGGAAUUUUCAGCGCUACAAAUGGCUACUUAUAUGUGACAGUAGUAUAUAAUGGAUCUGCAUUCGUGGCACUUUAUGCUUUAGUUUUAUUUUACUUGGCUACUCGCAGCAUCCUACAGCCAUUCGAUCCUGCAAUUAAAUUUGCUGUAGUUAAAUCCGUUGUAUUCUUGUGCUUUUGGCAAGGUAUUAUAUUAGCUAUUCUAGAAAAGACUGAAGUUCUUCCCGCUUUGCCGAAUACAAACGCCGGUACAGUUGCAGCAGGCAUACAAAAUUUCCUGAUAUGCUUAGAAAUGUUAAUCGCCUCCGUUGCUUUACGCUUCGCUUUUCCCUCACAACUGUAUAUUGAUGGAGUCGGAACUGGACCAUCAAAUAGUGGCUAUGAUAGUCUUGGUGGAGUUGGUGGUGAAGUUUCUCUUGAAUCCAAGAAGCUCUGCGCGAUACAUUUAAUCCUAAGGAUAUGUUCAGUGAUGCGAUUCAUAAUUUUCAUCCGAAUUAUCAAAAAUACACUCAACAACGUAACCUAAAAGAUGAUUUCGAUAAUGAAACAAUCGAUUCCUAUCAAGGUAAUACUGAUCUAACUAAUAUUCAAUCAACAGUACCAGCUCCACCAAUACCACCACCACCAAGACCCUAAUCCAAUUAAAUCAUUUACUUAGACGAAUUGCUUUGAUUGUCAGGAAACCAGAU
Molecule: messenger RNA, 3527 nt
Organism: Schistosoma rodhaini
Lineage: Eukaryota; Metazoa; Platyhelminthes; Trematoda; Strigeidida; Schistosomatidae
Source: the annotation of a GenBank genome assembly